This is a messenger RNA of Cylas formicarius (sweet potato weevil), 1083 nucleotides long. RefSeq names its product protein obstructor-E-like (gene Cpap3-a1). The record is from RefSeq and is a predicted model, not a curated record. The transcript is spliced from 5 exons. Gene Ontology annotation, cellular component: extracellular region. Bases 109 to 837 code for a protein of 242 amino acids. Gene Ontology annotation, molecular function: chitin binding. Lineage: Eukaryota; Metazoa; Arthropoda; Insecta; Coleoptera; Brentidae.
CAGCCGCCAGCCUUCAGUCUAUCGCAAGAGGUCGUUGAUACAAGACGCACCUCUCCGACGCCAUUAUUUUUUUUAUAUAUAAAACUUAAAAAAUAAAUAAAUAAAAAUAUGCAAGUGCUCGUUUUGGGGACCUGCGUCCUCCUAUUCCUCGCCGUCGUCGCAAACGCUCAAUUCAAGUGCCCCAAUAAAGACGGCCAAUACGAGGACUCGCGCCAGUGCGACAAAUACUACGACUGUACCGACGGUAUCCCCGUGGAAAAACUAUGCCCUGAUGGUCUAGUAUUCGACCCGCUGAUCCGCAAACGUAACAAAUGCGACCAGCCCUUCAACGUCGACUGCGGAGACCGUACCGAACUACAGAACCCGCAGCCUCGAGGUCCCUGCCCCAGGAGGAACGGGUUCUUCGCUCACGAGGACCCAACCGUUUGCAACAAGUUCUACAACUGCAUCGAAGGGGAAUACACCGAGAUCACCUGCACCAACGGUCUGCACUUUGACGAAUAUUCCGGCACCUGCGUGUGGCCAGAUUCCGCCGGUAGACAAGGAUGCAAACGCACUGGUAACGUGCUGAAGGACGGUUUCGAGUGCCCGAAGGAGUCGCAAAAGGACGCCAACGGUAACCUGGUGGUGCAUCCUAAGUACGCCCAUCCCACCGACUGUCAGAGGUUCUACGUGUGCUUAAACGGAGUGGAACCCAGGGAUUUGGGCUGCAUCGUGGGCGAGGUCUACAACGAGGAGACCCAGAGGUGUGACGCACCUGAAAACGUGGUCGGAUGCGAGGACUGGUACAAGGACGAUCCAGCGGUGCCCGUAGGAAAACAGUCGAAGAAAAACUAGUGUGCCUCCGGUUAUUGUUUUGUUUUUUUUUUUAAUUUAUUGUCGUAGCGUCGAGUUUUCCCCUUUUCUGUCUCCUUACCGCUCUUCCUGCCGAAUAUGACGACGCAGUGUCCUCGACGGGUAUGCAACACAUUAUACUGUGUUAAUUAUUUUGUAACAACGAUGUUGCGAACCGUUAGUCACAUCGAUUUGUAAAUAAACACCACGUAAAUGCAAACGAACAAAUAAAAAUAGUAAAACUUGGAA